Erigeron canadensis is the source of this 956-nucleotide messenger RNA. RefSeq lists its product as uncharacterized. The transcript has 4 exons. Bases 147 to 689 code for a protein of 180 amino acids. The record is from RefSeq and is a predicted model, not a curated record. NCBI's taxonomy places the organism in Eukaryota, Viridiplantae, Streptophyta, Magnoliopsida, Asterales, Asteraceae.
GAUUUAAUGCUUAUAUUAAAGCCAACUACUUAGAUUGAGCAUCUUCAACAGAAACAAAAAAAGAGGGACCAAACUACUUCCAACAAAACGCAUAUAAUUAAGGUAACAUCCAUUAAAGAGUGAUCAAGAGUUUUGUACUAGCCAAAAUGUCAUUGGAUCGGCAACAACAAGCGCAAAUGAUGAUGCACAUGAAGAACUCGGGAUUAAUAAUUAGUUAUAAUAAUAAUAAUUCUGGGAGUAGUCCUAUGAUCGGUGAUGAAGAAGAUGAAUUGUCGAAAUCGGCCUUGUUGGCCUUUAGGGUGAAGGAAGAAGAGAUCAAGAAGAAGAGAAUGGAGGUGAGGCAGAAAGUCCAUGCUCAUUUAGGCCGUGUUGAAGAAGAAACCAAAAAGUUGGCUGAAAUUCGGGAAGAGCUUGAAGCACUUGAAGAUCCAAGGAGGAAGGAGGUGACAUGGGUUCGUAAGAGGAUUGAUUUGGUCAAUAAAGAGCUAAAGCCAUUGGGGCAAAGCUGCCAUAAGAAGGAGAAAGAGUACAGAGAAGUUUUAGAAGCUUUCAAUGAAAAAAACAAGGAGAAAGCCCAACUGGUAGCAAGACUGAUGGAGUUGGUGACUGAAAGUGAAAGAGUGAGGAUGAAGAAACUUGAAGAAUUGAACAAGAGCAUCGAAUACUUGGGACAACAUGUUGCAAGAUAAUCAUAAUAAUAAUAAUGAAACCAAUCGCUCCAAUUAAGUGUUUGCUAUAACUACUGAUUUUAUGUUGUGAGUUUCUUUGUGAUGAUUUUUCGAUUUUGGUGAUGAUUUUUACUUGCAUUUUCAGACUUGUUAGUUACAUGAUAACACUUGUUAAAUGAAAGCUUUCAAGCAAUAAUUAGCUACUGUGUCAAGGGCUGAUCUCUUAAAGACCCGAGGGGGGCCGGGUCCCCUCUAUUUUUUUGACAAGUAGUGUAAUUUUAUCCGUAA